UUAAUUUAUUUUACUCCCUUUUUUUUCUGCAUGUGCCUUAUAAUAAAAACUACGUUUUUAAUGUUGCUUGUUUCGAAAUGGGAAAAACCCACAAUGUUAUGAUAAUAUUCUUACUUCAAAGCUUGUUUUUUGGACCUAGUAUUGUUUUUCAUAUUGGUACUGACAGCACAGCUAUCACUGUUAAAAUGUGGUGUACUAAAAAAGACACAUGUUGUAUUUGGAUGUGUGAAAUCUCAGCAUGAAGGCUUCACGAAGGCUCGUAACUCAAAGCAUAUCGCAGCUGUUUAAUCGCUCCACGUUUUUGCCUUGAAUAAAAUGAACUAUUGUCCCGUAGUGUGCCUUAUUUUUCAGUAUUUUUUUACCAAUGGGCGGCUGGCCGAAUGGAUCGAUGACAUUUCAAAAAGUCGGCAGAGAGAAAAGUGCACCGCGAGGGGGGAGUCUCCACCGCACAUGUGCGCACCCCGGAUAGCAGGCAUGAGCUGAAGUGUGCAUAACCCGUCAAAAACAUUGGCCCUCUCGCGCGUGCAGUGGCUCGGACAGCAUGGGCACGCGGGAGGACGACGCGCUGCUGGUCCUAAUCUACCAGCACCUCAAGGUGCACGGCUUCAAAAAGGCCGCCAAGCUCCUGGAAAAGCACCUAACUCAGGUGGAAACACCAGAGGAGAGCUCCAACCUACAGGACAUCUACACCGGAUGGGUGAAGCUUUGCUCUCUGGCUCAGGAAGCCAAGCAGGAGACGGAAGACUCUGGGAAUCUGAAGAAGGAGAGCAUCAAACCCGAACCCGUCACCAGCGAAGAAGAAGAGGCCGCCAAAACUCCGAAUGGCGAGGAGGCCGAGGACAAACCUCUGCUUGAGUCAAAGGAAGAUGCCGUUGAACCUUCCAGCCCAGAGAAAGAAGCAGAAAUGGUCUCUAAUGGCUCCCCAACAGCAAAUCCAGACGUCCAGGGGUCCGAAUGUGCUGAUGGUGGAGAGGAAGAGGAGAGGAUGCAGGAGGUGAGUGGCUGA
Menidia menidia (Atlantic silverside) is the source of this 1006-nucleotide messenger RNA. The record is from the annotation of a GenBank genome assembly. Lineage: Eukaryota; Metazoa; Chordata; Actinopteri; Atheriniformes; Atherinopsidae.